UUUGUGCGUGUGUGUAUGUGUGUGAAGCUCAGUGUUGCUGGGAUCUGGAUACAGAAGUGUUAAAUCAAGCGCUCUGUAGAUCUCUGGUUUUGUUUCCACUGCUGUUUGAACAGAAGAUCACUGAAUUUCAGGAAAUCUAAGCUGUGCGUUCAGUGGUGGCGUUGAAGAUGCCGUUCCUCCUGCCGCUCCUUGCCCUCCUCCUCCUGUCUGCUGCUCCCACACUAACUGAAGUGGUGACAUCGAUGUCGGACUGUGACCAAUACUUUCUUAACCAGGCUCCACCACAGAUCGGGGGAAUCUUGGAGGGGGGGAACAUCCUGAAACAGAACAGAUACAAGCCCAUUUGCCAGACCUUGAAUAACUUGAGAACAUUUGUGACACUCUACGACAACACCAACAGGAUCCCAGUGUUCUCUGCUUACAAGUACAUUGGGAACACAGCAGGGAGACCUCCAAACAUUUGGAUGAUAGAACCACAGCUUGAGCAAAUAAAACUGAAUAAAAACAUGAAGAUUGAAGAGGAAGGGAAGUGCCACAUUCACCAGGCCAAUACGAAAUAUUACAUUAACAAACUAGGAUUCAAAGAAGGCCAUUUAUUACCAUGCUCCUAUGGUUUUACCAGAAAUGACAAAAGCUCUACCUUUACCCUGACCAACAGUGUUCCUCAAGUAAUAUCAUUUAAUGAUGGAAGCUGGAGUAACAUGGAGACAUGCGUUCAAUGUGUCCUUGAUAAAUACUGCAUCAACAACAAUGGCCAAACUGAAGGCUUUGUGGUGAUCGGAGCACGGCCCAGCAACAACAUCCGCCUCAACAACAAGGUUAAUAUUCCCUCCAUGCUCUGGUCAGCUUUCUGCUGCUACAGCAGUAGUGAGGGGGCGUGGUUAGCAGGGGCACACUGGGGUGACAACAUUGAAGAUGAAGGUCGAGUGCUUCAGACCAAGACCUUGGACGAGCUCCAUCUAGAACUGGGAGCACCAUCUGAAGUAUUCCCUGGAACACACUGUCCACUUCACACCUCUGUCACCCACCUUUACCCUCAACUCAGUAUGGACUGUAAGUGCCUAGCACCCGUUUCAACUACUUCUGCUGCUCCCACAACUGCCUCUACCCCUCCCGUUUCAACAUCUGCAUCUCUGCCUACCACAUCUGGCCCUUUUACAACAUCUCCUCCAUUUAGUACCACAGUAACACCUCUUACUACUGGCCCUGUCAGUACAACAUCUGGCCCUCUUACUACCACAUCUACCCCUGUCAGUACCACAUCUGGUCCUCUUACUACCACAUCUGGCCCUGUCAGUACAACAUCUGGGACUUUUACUUCCACACCUCCCAGUACAACAUCGCGCCCGCCGACAACAACUGGCCAUGCUGCUACGACAACCAGUACUCCCUCAACUCCUGCUCCAGCCACUCUGAGCACCAGUAAACCUACAACUACAGAAACACCAGCAACAACUGUUCUCCAAACAACCACUCUCCCUCUGACCACAACAUCUUUUUCUAAAACUACAAGACCCCAAACUACCACCAGUCAUCCAACCACCAGAGCGUCUACAACAAGCACCAAAACUACUGCUGCCACGACCUCUACCACAAAAGUCACAACCACAACCACCAAAACUACCACCACAACAAAGAAGAGAAAGAAAGAUGAAAACGACAAAGACAGGACGAAGGAGGGAAAUGACGGAUCCUCCGGAGGAAAUAUGGUCCCAGCUUUACCUAUUCCAGAUGGUGGUUUGGUAGGUGGUUUGGUAGGUGGUUUGGGAGCUGGUUUGGGAGCUGGUCUGGGAGCUGGUUUUGGAGCAAUAGGAGGUGCUCUUUCAGGAUUGGCAGCAAUAUUUCCGAAUUUAUUCGGAUCAGGAAACGGAGGUAACCUUAUCCCUCCAAUCCCACCACCUCGUGUUGGUCCAGAAACUGCGACUACUCCUCCUCGAAACAAUGAACGUCCUGAUGCCCCAACUUUUCCUAAACCUCCUGCCGCCACUUUAACGCCUGUUAUUACUUCUGCAAUUCCACCCAAGGUUGUUUCUACUGUUCCAGUUGUGACAGUUCCUGUUGCAGCUGUCCCCUCCACUAAUCCUCUUGGCAGUAACCCCACUCCCACAACACGUCCCCGCAAAACCACCACCAUCCCAGCGAAAGCCAUCACUCUUCGUCCAUCACCUAGAACAGAUCAAUCUCCAUCCCCAUCCACAUCAGGCUAUGCCAGCCCUGCGGUGGCAACUCAGACCGCUGCCAUUUCUGAGGAAAGCACGUCUCAGAAACCUUCUUCAACUACAGCUAUGCAAACUGCCACCACAACUUUAAGCUCUACAACCUCACCUGGAACUUCAUCUACAUCUGGCUCUGUUACAUCCACAUCUGGCCAUGUCAGCACCACCUCUGGCCUAGUCAGUUCUACAUCUGGCCCUGUUACUUCCACAUCUGGCCAUGUCAGCACCACCUCUGGGCUAGUCAGUUCUACAUCUGGCCCUGUUACUUCCACAUCUGGCCAUGUCAGCACCACCUCUGGGCUAGUCAGUUCUACAUCUGGCCCUGUUACUUCCACAUCUGGCCAUGUCAGCACCACCUCUGGCCUAGUCAGUUCUACAUCUGGCCCUGUUACUUCCACAUCUGGCCAUGUCAGCACCACCUUUGGCCUAAAUGUCCUUGCCUACUACCAAUACCAGCUAAACCAAUACCAGCUAAACUAA
Molecule: messenger RNA, 2696 nt
Organism: Pleuronectes platessa (European plaice)
Lineage: Eukaryota; Metazoa; Chordata; Actinopteri; Pleuronectiformes; Pleuronectidae
Product: mucin-5AC
Exons: 5
Coding region: 168-2696 (842 amino acids)
Molecular function (GO): hydrolase activity; nucleic acid binding; metal ion binding
Source: RefSeq, a predicted model, not a curated record